This is a messenger RNA of Phycomyces blakesleeanus NRRL 1555(-), 699 nucleotides long. RefSeq lists its product as hypothetical. The transcript is spliced from 4 exons. The record is from RefSeq and is a predicted model, not a curated record. The coding region runs from base 1 to 699 and encodes 232 amino acids. NCBI's taxonomy places the organism in Eukaryota, Fungi, Mucoromycota, Mucoromycetes, Mucorales, Phycomycetaceae.
AUGAUAAAUUCAGAUUCCGGGCCAAUUAUACAAUACAGCUUGUUGAGCAAUAAUUCUUUAUUUGGGAACCAAUCUACCCUUGAGGUUGUAAAUACCGACAAGAACAAAGAUACGGACAAGCUACCUGACUACGAAAUUUAUAUCUAUGCAUCCGGAUAUCAAUAUGCCUAUACCAACGGAUAUUACACAAGUCAAAAUAAGCAGCCCGACAUCACCAACAUUAUGAGUAAGUGGUUCUUACCGUUUGGUGAUCUUUGGCAAGAGUGCCCCGAAAAUAAAUUCAAUGUGAGCCAAGGGUUGGCCUUCCAAGCAAUUGGGAGUUAUAUAUAUCCCUUCCACAACUAUACACACCUACAGAAGUUGGUCUGGUUUAGUAUGCCCACGAGAAAGUCUGAUCUUGUGAACUUGAUUGGUUAUUUAAGGUGCUCUUCACGACCCCAACCCUUACCCUUUUACGUCCAUCAGACCCAUUCCCAAAACCUCCAAAAUUGUUUUGGGAAUGGGUCUGAUGGACGUAAAAGGGUAAGGGUUGGGGUCGUGAAGAGCACCUUUAAAUCACUUGAUCUUUGUAUCAUCAGCUUAGAGAAAGAAAAGAAAAAGACGACUGCCUACAAUCUCAAAGAGAUCGUUCGGCCAACGUUUGACUCACUCUGUCAAGUUGAUGCCUUUAUUACUCUCUCGUUCUCGGGAGACAGUUAA